CAAGUGAAGCUGCCGGUGGGUCCCUUUUCACGGCUCUCUCACCACCGCCUCCAUCUCCUUCUUCCCCAUUUCCACCUUUUUCCAUCCAUCCAUCUCCCCUGUUUCUGCAUUCCCUUCCCUCUCACCUCGCUUUCACCAUUUUUGAUUUCCGAAUGCCAUGAAUUAUUACCAGAAACAUAUGCCUGCUCUGUGUACAUGAACUGGAAUUAGACCUCUCACAACAACUACACCAGCUCUCUCUCAUCUUCACUGAACUCUGCCUGGAUCUUCUCCUCCUCCUCCUCCUCCUUCUUCAAGUUACAGAGCGGCGGCUUUCGCCAGCUUGCUCUCUUGCCGCCACCGCAUUCCGUCAAUCCAAUGAGUAGAAGCAAUUUCCGAGAAUCUCUGGUCGGAGGUGGCGGUGGCGGAGGAGGCAGAACUCUGCUCGCCGCAUCUCAUCACCUCCACCGUCGCGGCCACAGUUUGAAUUCGCUCACCAAGGACUCCGAUGAGAACUUGGAUCUCUUCUCCAGGAACCGCCGCUCCUUCUCUCUCGCCCCUUCCGAUGACCCCUCCGACGCUACUUCAGUCAAACUUGGGAGGCUUUCACUUGGAUCUGCCAAAGUCGCCCCCAAACCCGGGAUCGACGAUCUACUCGCAUCCAUCGAAGGAGGCAAGAAUGAUUACGACUGGCUACUCACUCCUCCAGGAACUCCCCUUUUCCCGUCGGCGGAUGCAAAUGAGUCGUCACAACCACCACCUCCAGUGGUAGCUCCUAGGAACAGUGCUGCUCUCUCCAGAUCAACUUCUACAACAAAGGCUUCAAGGCUUUCAGUUUCACAAUCGGAGAGCUAUCAUUCCACAAGACCUGCUAGGAGUAGUUCAGUGACUCGUUCUUCUACUACUGCCUCGCAGUUCACUUCAUAUUCAUCCAAUAGAUCUCCAUCUUCAAUCCUAAACACAAGCUCAACUUCAGUCUCUUCUUACAUAAGACCAUCCUCCCCUCUCACCCGUUCACCAUCCAUAGGAAGGCCUUCGACGCCUUCAGGCCGCUCGUCUACAUCGAGGCCAUCAACUCCAUCCAGAGUUCGUACAUCGCCCAGUGUCUCUGUACCGGAGCGAUCUCGACCAUCCCAACCCUCACGACCUUCGACCCCGACUUCUUCCAGGCCACAUACCCCUGUAAACUUGAACAAUCCUCCAGCUGCUCGCUCAAGUUCUCGUCCAUCAACACCAACACGCCGGGCUCCUGUAUCCUCAAUUUCUUCUGUGUCAACUUCAGGUGGACGUCCCAUUUCAAGUGGGCGCACAUCAGCACCAUCAUCCCGCCCUAGCUCCCCGGGUCCAAGAGUUCGAGCCCUUGCUCAGCAGCCUGUUGUCCCUCCUGAUUUUCCACUCGACACACCUCCAAAUCUUCGAACGACUCUGCCUGAGAGACCGCUUUCUGCUGGGAGGUCCAGACCAGGUGCUUCUAUCGGCGGGAGAGGAACCCAAGAAAGCGCAGCAGGCAAUGGGAGUGUGCCACGAAGGAAUUCAUCUCCAAUUGUUACCAGAGGAAGAGUCUCAGAACCACCUGGAAGGGGUCGUAUCUCUUCCAAUGGGCAUGCUGCUGAUGUGCUCGAGUCUCGGAGGAGCACACAUGGAUCAUCAGAUUCCGGAGCGCGGAGAACUUUGAAGUCUUCUUCUUCUUCUUCGACUUCUGCUGACAGCACCGGAUUUGGAAGAACCAUAUCUAAGAAGUCAUUGGACAUGGCUAUCAGGCAUAUGGACAUAAGAAAUGGAGCAGGAGGUACUCGCCCGCUAACAGGGACUACACUCUUUCCCCAAAGCAUCCGCGGUGGCCCGAAUAAAACCCAGAGCCAGACUGUUCGCUCUUCUACUGCUCUAGAGGCGGCGGCAUUGGUCAAUGGUAACAGCCACCACCUUCGCAAUGGGGAGGUUGUGGAGAAUGGGCAUUACGCGGUGGGAAGGCAUGUCGAAACGGGAAACCAUCACCAAGCGAAUGAAGGACGGCAAUUUGGAAGAUUGGGCGAAGGUGAUGUAUACGAGAGCUCGCGGUAUGAUGCAAUGUUACUGAAAGAGGACGUUAAGAACAUGAACUGGCUGCACAGCAUUGACGACAAAUUCGAUCAAGGUUCUAUCUUUGAUCAUGGCUUUGAGCCCCUGCCCGAACCUUUCGCUCCGCUAUAACUACGCAAAAAAUGCCAAGUUGGUGG
Messenger RNA from Linum trigynum, 2195 nucleotides. Lineage: Eukaryota; Viridiplantae; Streptophyta; Magnoliopsida; Malpighiales; Linaceae. The record is from the annotation of a GenBank genome assembly.